This is a messenger RNA of Oryzias latipes (Japanese medaka), 1590 nucleotides long. RefSeq names its product queuine tRNA-ribosyltransferase 1 (gene qtrt1). The record is from RefSeq and is a predicted model, not a curated record. Gene Ontology annotation, cellular component: cytosol. Gene Ontology annotation, molecular function: tRNA-guanosine(34) queuine transglycosylase activity. Lineage: Eukaryota; Metazoa; Chordata; Actinopteri; Beloniformes; Adrianichthyidae.
UUGUUUUUGCUCCAGGUCACAUGUUCAAUGAAAGAUGGCUGCCACGGUGGAACGUGUAAUAGUUUCAAGCAAUCCAGAAAACAGCAUGUCUUUGCAGAAAGCGUUGUCUGCAGCUUCUCCCCUCACUCUGCGAAUUGUCGCGGAAUGUCCGGUGACUAAAGCCAGAGCUUGUGAUCUGACCCUGCCGCACUGCACCGUCAAUACUCCGGUUUUCAUGCCGGUCGGAACACAGGGGACCCUGAAGGGGAUCACUGUGGAUCAGCUGGAGAGCCUUGGAUGUCAGAUUUGUCUGGGAAACACAUACCACCUUGGUAUGCGACCUGGGCCUGAUUUGAUCGUAAAAGCCAAGGGUUUGCAUGGUUUUAUGAACUGGAAGAGGAAUCUUUUAACCGAUAGUGGAGGGUUUCAGAUGGUAUCUCUUGUUGAGCUCUCUGAAGUCACAGAGGAGGGGGUCAAUUUUAAAUCUCCUUAUGAUGGCAAAGAAAUUUUACUAAGUCCUGAAAAAUCCAUCAGCAUACAGAACAGUCUAGGCUCUGACAUCAUGAUGCAGCUGGAUGACGUGGUCAGCAGUACCGUGAAGGGGCCCCGGGUGGAAGAGGCCAUGCACAGAUCCAUACGAUGGCUGGAUCGCUGCAUUGCAGCCAACAAAAACCCUGACAAACAAAACCUCUUUGCAAUCAUCCAGGGCGGACUGGAUGCAGAGCUGCGGAAAGCCUGUCUAAAAGAAAUGACUCAGCGGGACGUUUCGGGUUUUGCUAUUGGAGGUUUAAGUGGAGGAGAGGAGAAGAACGACUUCUGGCGAAUGGUUACUCUGAGCACUGACCACCUCCCACAAGAGAAGCCUCGCUACCUCAUGGGCGUUGGGUAUGCUGUAGACCUGGUUGUAUGUGUGGCUUUGGGGUGUGAUAUGUUUGACUGCGUGUUUCCGACCCGCACUGCAAGGUUUGGCUCUGCUUUAGUGCCAUGGGGAUCUCUUCAAGUGAAACAAAAGCAGUAUGCUAAAGACUUCCUGCCUAUAGACCCAGACUGCCACUGUCCCACAUGCAAGAGGCAUAGCCGGGCUUACCUGCAUGCUUUAUUUAAGAGUGACACUGCAGCCAUGCAUCACGUCACCGUCCACAACAUCGCCUACCAGCUCUCCCUGAUGCGCUCUGUAAGACAGAGUAUUGUAGAAGGCCGUUUUCCUGAGUUUAUAAGGACCUUCAUGAAGCGGAUGUUUCCUUCUCGGGAUGAUUACCCCGGCUGGGCUGUGGACGCUUUGGCUUCUGUAAACGUCACUUUGGACUAGAACCUCGAAAGCAUUUGUUUGUUUUCUUAAUGAAAAAAAAAGACAAAAAAGAAUAUAUUUUAUAUAUUUUUAAGAAUCCUUUUUGUACUAAUGAGUUUUUUUUUUUUUUUGGUUGUCUGUUUUUGUAAAAUCUUGCUUCUCUCAGCCUCUGCAAACUGUUAUCACAAUUCAUGUUUUUCUAAUGUAUGUUUAAAUGAGAUUUGAAAUACAUGAAACAUGUCCUCUGAUAUGCUCUGACACUUUUUUCCUCGUUACUAUGGUUACACAGCUUUGCCCAUCCAAUUGAAAUGUUUUUGCCUCCC